Messenger RNA from Closterium sp. Yama58-4, 1986 nucleotides. Lineage: Eukaryota; Viridiplantae; Streptophyta; Zygnematophyceae; Desmidiales; Closteriaceae. The record is from the annotation of a GenBank genome assembly.
AUGCUCGCUGCUCGAGCCCUCCGCUGCUUGCUCCUGCGCUUGGGAAGAGUGUGCAACAGGAGGGAUCCAAAUAUGCUGCUGGUGGUGGUGCAGCUUGAAGAUGGGUGGAUUGGAAACCCUAGUGGAUCAGUCAAAGUAUCCGUGGAGGAGACAACGGGUAACAGCGAGCAUGCCAGUCAGACAACAGAAUUGCAAAGUGGGGUGGAUAACGUAGUGGUAGAGAGCUGCCUAGUCAGUGCGACUACCGACCCCUCUGGGGAGGAGAAUGAUGCAACGACUGCUUCCGCUAGUAGCUGCGCACUAAGUUCUGCUGGUGCACCACAUGGUGCUGCCAAUGACGUCGCUGCUGGUUGCGACAAAGUCUGCGCAGAGGAGGCUGCUCAGCUCAAGCCAGCCCUCAAGGGAUCAUCGCCGCGUCCCUCGGGGCUUCGCGUCACCUGGGCUGCUGACGUGUACGACCCGAUUCCGAGCCUCAUCUCCCACACUGUUGGGAGGCGCAACCAACGCAAGAUCUAUUCGAGGAGGCAGCGGAAUGAGCACGCGGGGAAGGGGAAGCAUGGAAAGGGUUCCAAGAGCAGCAAGUCCUCCAAGAAAGCUUCCAAGGAGAAAGUUUCGGAGAAGGUGCCGGCACAGGAGGCGGAAAAAACACCUGCUAGCUGUCCCGCAGCAAGCAACCAGGACAAGCUAUGUGAAUCGACAGGAGAACGCGCAAAUGUUGAGGGUGUCGUCAAGGAGGAUACCGAGACCGCAGUAGUGGAUAAGGACGAUUUGUUGGACGACGAUGGGUGGUCUAUCGUUGUUCCCAAGUCUCAUGGUCGCCGAUCAGGUCUCGGAGCUCACUCGCCGUCUGCCAGCCCUUGCUGCAGUCCACCGAAGAUGGUUUCUGCUCUUUCUCUGGUAGAAAGCCUCGAGACAACAACCAUCACUGUCUCGGAUGCAGAGAAGUGCCUGCCGUCGUCCAGUAAACCUGGCGGUGUUUCGCUGUUUGUUAAGGUUGGCAGUUCAGGAUUGGAUGACGAAAACCAGCUGUUUUCUCCUGAGAGCACUUUGGAGAACCCGGUCUUCAUGUCCAGAGAGGGCUCCCCUGAGCUUUCUUCCAGUCCACCUGCUUCAAUCAACCCUCUGGAGCGGGCUGGAACUUCUGUCUUCAUUCCAGAGCAUCAGCCAGAUGUCAAGCAGAGGUCUAACACGCACAAGUCUGGCUCGCUCCUUGCCAAGGUCUCCAUGGAGCGGUUGGCUGGUGCCACAGCUCUAGCACAUGGGAAGGUGCAGGAGGGAAGGCGGCUGAUUUUCAGUGCGUACAUGUCUGCUCGGAAGCAUGGAAUGAAGGGUGAACUGGCUCGUUGCCUCAGGCUGAUUGCAGACACUCAGACGGGUCAAGAUCGGCUCAGUAGUUUGAAUGCUGCAGUUGAAGGGCUUGCCGUGGCUGGUGUGGCAUUUGAGCAUGCUGAAGCUUUAUUGUGUCUUGCACAAGCUGAGGUCCAAGAAUCGAUCAGUCUCUCAGGUUUUGCAUACUCAAGCAUUGACAUCAUGGCUUCGCUUGAGAAGCUGAGCUAUUCCCUCGAAGCCCCACAGCAUAAUGCGCGCUUGGUGAAGGCCAAGUCUCACCUCAGGACUGCUGCUGGCCUGCUAAUGGCUGAGCUUUCAUCUUCCAAGUAUCGUUCUUGCUCCAAGAGCGUCAUGAGUCAGUACAACUCCCCUACUGGGAGAAGGAAGAGCAGCAGCAGUGGCUCCAAGAAAUCUAAGAAGCCUGAUCUGUUGGAAGAGGAGAGGUCGACGUUGUCUGGCCUUCUGGGAAGUGUGCAUGAGCUGACAGGGAAGGUGGGAAUUCUGAUGCAGCAGUUCGAUGAUGCAAAUGCUGCCUUGCAUGCUGCUGCCUCGAAUGAGGACUGGCGCAAGGGCAGUCGUGAAGAGGCAGCUCAGGUUGAUAGAUUGUUGAAGCACCUUGCUGCUGGAAAGUUCCUAAGUAGGACCAUUGCUGCUUAA